Messenger RNA from Macaca mulatta (Rhesus monkey), 1133 nucleotides. RefSeq names its product mitochondrial ribosomal protein S25 (gene MRPS25). Gene Ontology annotation, cellular component: mitochondrion. The record is from RefSeq and is marked provisional. Gene Ontology annotation, molecular function: structural constituent of ribosome. Lineage: Eukaryota; Metazoa; Chordata; Mammalia; Primates; Cercopithecidae.
GGGGUCGGCCCCGCCACCGUCGCCGCCAUGCCCAUGAAAGGCCGCUUCCCCAUCCGCCGCACCCUGCAAUAUCUGAGCCAGGGAAACGUGGUGUUCAAGGAGUCCGUGAAGGUCAUGACAGUGAAUUACAACACGCACGGGGAGCUGGGCGAGGGCGCCAGGAAAUUUGUGUUUUUCAACAUACCUCAGAUUCAAUACAAAAACCCUUGGGUGCAGAUCAUGAUGUUUAAGAACAUGACGCCGUCACCCUUCCUGCGAUUCUACUUAGAUUCUGGGGAGCAGGUCCUGGUGGAUGUGGAGACCAAGAGCAAUAAGGAGAUCAUGGAGCACAUCAGAAAAAUCUUGGGGAAGAAUGAGGAAACCCUCAGGGAAGAGGAGGAGAAGAAAAAGGAGCUCUCUCACCCAGCCAACUUCGGCCCUCGAAAGUACUGCCUGCGGGAGUGCAUCUGUGAAGUGGAAGGGCAGGUGCCCUGCCCCAGCGUGGUGCCAUUACCCAAGGAGAUGAGGGGGAAGUACAAAGCCAUUCUGAAAGCCAGUGCCCAGGACUAAGGCCCAUGGUCACUGUGGGCUGGGGUGAUGGUGUCUGACCAGUGGGAAUAUUGGAAUGGGAUUACUCUGGCCCAGGGAAGCCCCUGGUUCUGUCCCUGGAGACUCUGGAAAUCCUUUUGCAUUAAAAGGACUUUACACACCUGUGUAAAAGGACAUGGGAGAGGAGGGUCUGAAGCUGAGCGCUAAAUGAAUAUCCCUGCUCCACUGGUCAAUAAAACGCUUCCUAACAGCAGCUUGGUGUGUAUCUGGUCCUAGUCAAGAGGAAGGCCUGUGUAGUAGAAAGGCUUUGAGCCUGGGAGGUUAAGGCCACAGCCUGUUGACACCUGUUUUGGUCCUGUGACGCUUUACUGGUCUCCACUGGCUUUGAAUCUUCCUCUGGGCCCUACUCUGGAGAACAUCAGGGUUGCUGUGGUUGAGUCUGGCUAGCACUGUCUGUGGCUGGCAGUGUGGACACCCCUCCAUUCAGUUCCUUGGGUAUUUUUCAGAAAUCCAAAGGCAACCCUUUGUGCACCGCUCACUUUUGUAAGUAUAAUUGAUGACCCUUGCCUGCUGGGGAGCCUAGCCAUGGGCCAGAGAUGGAAGAG